AAUAUUGAUUUAAUUAUGAAGACGAAAGAUAGUAAUGCUUCAUCGUAUUUUGUGACUGCCAAGAUUAAUGGCCAAUACUUUGACGCGUUGGUUGACAACGGCGCUGCAGUUUCAGUCAUUUCUGAGGAACUGCUAACGCGAAUGAGCCCUGCAGCUGUAGUAAGGCCAGAUAGCCGCACAGAACUUCGUGGUUUUGGUAAUACGGUUAUCCCUGUAUUGGGCGAUACUACGGUCAACAUAGAGAUCGAAGAUUUGCAAGCUUCAUCGUGUCGUAUUGUGGUUGUCCCAAGAGGAGUUACGAGCAGACCCUUGGUGUUAGGACUCGAUUUCCUGGAGAAGCAUUUCAUGGUUAUUGAUACUGUGAACCGUUUGCUACUUUAUUCACCGCCAGAUGAAUCUCCUCAUUCGGUGCAUCUGAAGACUUCGUGUGGACUGGACGUCCAAACCACGGUGAGAACUGUCGACAAUGUGACGAUUUUGCCUCACGAGCUGAAAUUGAUUAAAGUUAGAUUGUCUGAUAUGUGUAUCCCUGAUGGUAGUGAAGGUUAUUUAGAACCAUUCAGUGUUCAUUCUACCUGUGGUGAGGAAAUUAAAGUUGCAUAUUCUUUGAAUGCUGUAAAGAAUGGUCAUAUCAUGGUCGAACUAUUAAAUGUUAAUCCUUCUGAAGUGCAAUUGAGACGAAAAACUAAGAUCGGUAUUUUCUGUGUGUCCUCGAAUUUAGUGUCAGUGUUAGGCAGUGAUGGUGUUGGUGAAAGUGUUAUUACUAGUGCUGGUGAAAGUGGUGUUAGUGUGGAAAAUUCUAUUCGUGUUGGAACUAGUGAUAUAUGUGCCGGUGAUUUGUUCGAUUUCUCGAAGAGUGACUUAAGUAAUGUGCAGAUUGCCACAGUCAAGUGUAUGCUCGAGAAACGCAGAGCGGCCAUUUCACUUCACAAGCAUGAUUUAGGUAGAACUGCAACGGCCAGACACGUUAUUGAUGUUCAGGGCAACCCACCUUGCAAACAGCGUUACCGAAGAUUUCAAGGACCAUUGCGACAUGAAAUUGAGGAAGAACUACGGAAGUUACAAGAUAGAGACAUCAUUGAACGGUCUAACUCUCCGUGGUCAUCGCCUCUGGUCCCUAUUCGCAAGAAAGACGGUAAUCUGCGUCUGUGUGUGGACUACCGUGCUCUUAACUCUGUGACAAAACGUGAUUCAUUUCCUUUACCCAACAUGAUUGAUGGUCUCUCUAACCUUAAUAACACGCAUUACUUUUCAACCUUUGAUCUGAUGCAGGGAUUUUACCAGAUGGAGAUGGACGAGGCCAGCAAAGAAUUCACUGCGUUUUCAACGGGCGAUUCCCAUUGGCAGUGGAAACGGAUGCCAUUUGGUUUGACUAACAGCCCCAGUUCCUUUAUGCAGUUGAUGGCGUUGGUGCUCGCUGGUAUCCCUUGGAGCAUAGCAAUCAGUUACAUUGAUGACGUGAUUAUUACAGGCUCUACUUUUGAAGAUCAUCUCGCUAAUUGCGACUUGGUGCUUUCGAGAUUUGAGGAGCAUGGUCUGAAGGUGAGGCCGGAUAAGUGUUCAUUAUUUCGGAGUGAAGUGACGUACUUGGGCCAUACUGUCGGUCGGGAUGGUGUCAGACCAGACCGCAGGAAUGUGCAAGCGAUCCUUGACUUUCCACAGCCGAAGACACAACGCCAAGUUAGAAGAUAUCUAGGUAUGGUUAACUUCUUCAGGCGCCAUAUCCCCAACGCUAGCACGAUCAUUAAGCCACUUGAUGAACUCAUUAAUCAGAAGAAACUUUCUUGGACAGAAGAAUGCAAUGCUGCCUUCCUAGGAUUGAAACAAAUAUUAACUAAUCCUCCUGUGCUCAGUUUUCCUGAUUUUUCCCGUGAAGCAGCGCCGCUGAUAAUUACUGUGGACGCUAGUGGCGUGGGAGCAGGCGCUGUCUUGACUCAGCAGCAGGACGGAGUGGAGCGACCAUUGGCGUAUGCCAGCACCACCUUUAAUCAGGUAGAAGUUAAUUACAGUGCGACCGAGAGGGAAUUAGCUGGUCUACGUUGGGCUGUGAAGACCUUCCGCCCAUUUAUCUACGGUCGAAAGUAUGUAAUACGUACCGAUCAUAGGGCUUUGAUUUAUUUGAACAACAUGAAAAGCGUGGACGCCAGGUUGAUGAGGACGUACGAGGAGCUGCACUGCGGUCAGUACGAGAUCCAGUUCGUUCCCGGUAAGGAGAAUGUGGUGGCGGAUGCUCUCAGCAGGAUGGUUGACUUGCCCGUGCGAAGUGACCAAGUUCCGUCAAACUACGCUGUUUCCUUGCAGGGUUAUAAGCUUAACGUCGUCCCUGGUGGUCCUGACUCGUUAUUCUAUGCACUCGCUCUUGGAAUUUCUGGCAGCAUGGAUGAACAUCCGGUUAUUCGUGAAGCCACUGUAGCAUGUGUUUUGAAAAAUCCGAUUAAGUAUGGUAUUGGUAAAGCUCAUGAGGCGAUACAGCAGAGACAUGGAGCGGCACGUCAGCACAGACCAGCCACGAGCAGCCGUCGCCAACUAGAGAGGCCCGAAGUAGCAUCGCAGAACAGCGCCUUGGGCGCGUUUUCGGUUCCGCCGAUAGCGACGAGUGAGGGGCACAACUUCGGCGAAUUUAAAAUUAAUCUCUCUGGGUUGGCUGAUAAGAUAGCAGCGGCAAUACGACAACGGGCAGACUACCAGCCGAGUAACGUAGCUGCAAACGAUGAGACAGAGGAGCAGCGAGAAGAGCCACUUUCAGAGUUGGAAGAAGACGAACAAGUCAGCCUUGAAUGGGAACAUCUGAGCGACGGGCUCGAGGAAGUUCUCGAGAAUUAUGUGGCUUCGCCUGAUCCAGUGGUCGACAACCGGACGUCACCCGAGCCUGCGUUGAGCAGCGGAGCGUCAACGGUGGUGCCGACGACUCAACCCAGAGCCACGACGCGUUCUCAGACUAGAAGAGUCGUGGAAGACUUAGUCAAGGCGCUGACCUUGAAUGCUGGACGAGAGAGCGACUUCUUAAGAGCCGCUGAUACUCCCUACAGCUUCACUCUGAAGAAAGGACAUCCGACUUAUUUGUCGGAAGACUUCGAGCUUCCAGAAGAGUUCUCAGGACCCAAAACUUUGUCCAAGUUCGAGCAGAGACGAGGGCACCCUGCGGGAGCUGCGCAAGACUUCGAGUUACCGGAAGAGUUUCAUUUCCUUGCCAGAAGCUCAGUUUCGGAGGGCCCUGAUCUCUCUGAUCACCUCGAUCGCGAAAUGAAUUCUCUGUCGGAUCGAUGGAACACAGAAGACGAAGAAUUGUAG
Messenger RNA from Hyalella azteca, 3291 nucleotides. RefSeq lists its product as uncharacterized. NCBI's taxonomy places the organism in Eukaryota, Metazoa, Arthropoda, Malacostraca, Amphipoda, Hyalellidae. The transcript has 2 exons. The record is from RefSeq and is a predicted model, not a curated record. Bases 16 to 3291 code for a protein of 1091 amino acids.